Molecule: messenger RNA, 1761 nt
Organism: Penicillium concentricum
Lineage: Eukaryota; Fungi; Ascomycota; Eurotiomycetes; Eurotiales; Aspergillaceae
Exons: 5
Molecular function (GO): oxidoreductase activity; FAD binding
Source: RefSeq, a predicted model, not a curated record
UUUGCCGGCAUCGGCUAUGCGAGUCAGAACGCGUGCAAGUGCACUCCAGAAGACUCAUGCUGGCCUUCUGUUAACACUUGGAAUGCCCUCAACACAACAGUAGCUGGGAAACUUAUCCACAAUCUCCCAGUUGCUAUUUCGUGUUACCCCGGCACUUACCAGGAUGACGAGGAGUGCGCCCACGUCUACUCGCAAUGGUCCAAUUCUACAUUUCAAGAGCUUUCCCCGGUCGGAUACGUUUAUCCCACGGAUGUUUCAUGCCCCGCCGUUGAUCUGAGCACGGGCCAAAGCACUGAGAAGUGUAUCUUAGGGCCCGCCCCAGUAUAUACGAUCAAUGCAACAGAGCCCGCGGAGCUUGCAGCUGGCAUAGCAUUUGCGCAAAAGAAUAACGUUCGCUUGGUUAUAAGAAACACCGGGCAUGAUAUGCUGGGAAAGAGCGAGGGCUAUGGAGCACUCCAAAUUUGGAUCAAAUAUAUUCAGACGGGAAUUACCUUCCACGAGACCUACACGGCUUCCGAUAAAUGCGCAAGCAGCGGUUGGACAGGCUCUGCGAUCACCAUUGGCGGAGGGUAUGUUUGGGAAGAUGUGUAUGAAGUGGCCUUCAAGCGCAAUGUCGUCAUCGUUGGUGGGGGUGAUCCGACCGUUGGGUGCAUCGGCGGUUACACACAGGGAGGCGGUCACUCGCCAGCCAGCCGUGACUACGGUCUUGCUGCGGAUCAAGUGCUAGAAGCUGAGGUUGUGCUAGCUAGUGGCGCUAUUGUUACAGCUAAUGCUUGCCAAAAUUCGGAUCUCUACUUUGCCAUUCGCGGCGGUGGAGGUGGCAGCUAUGGCGUCGUUACCUCGAUGACAGUUAAAGUGUACCCCAGCAAGCCUGUUGUUGCACAAUCCCUCACAGUUAGCCCGAUUGCGCCUAGCGAGGAUACCGACUCACUCUUGGAUGCUAUUACCGAUAUUCACGAGCAGUACCCUAGUAUCAUGGAUAAGGGGUUCUCUGGGUAUGGCUCCUGGUCUAUUAACAGCCCCAUGAAGCUCUUCGGCAACGAGACCGUUGGCUAUGUUCAUGCUGCCGCAAUUAUGGGCAAGUCGCUGGCUGAGGCACAGAAAAUUUCAGCGCCGCUUCUGGAACAGCUGCAGAAGUAUAAUGGUACUUCGCUUUCUGUAUCUGUCUCAUGGUUUGAAUUCCCAACAUACGCAGCGUAUUACCAGGCUAUGUCGGGUAUGAAGCAGCCUGGUGGAUCAUCGAACUCGGCAAUGACUUCGCGGAUGAUUGGGAAAGCCGCUCUGACGUCUAGUCGGACUCGACUGCGUAGCAUGAUCGGAGCUAUCGCCGGUGAAGCAAAUGAAUAUACAAUCAAUAAUGUGGAACUCGUUGCUGGUGGCAAGGUUCUAACUGAUGGGAAUGAUAAACACUCUAGUGUCAACCCUGCGUGGCGCUCUGCCUACAUCGUGGAAGUUGUCGCUCGAGGCUGGGCAGACGAGUCCACUGCUCAGUCUGUGAAGGACGAUAUCACAUACACCAAAGGAGCAGCCAUGAGCCUGUUAACCCCAACCCUAGGCAGUUACAUGAAUGAGGCCGAUCGCAACGAUCCCUUGUGGGCUACUAAUUUCUAUGGUACGAACUAUCUUCGGCUUGCAGCGAUCAAGAAGAAGUAUGAUCCGACGGGUCUGUUCUACUGCCCGACUUGCGUGGGAAGCCCUUCAUGGUACCAGCACUAUCUACCAGGGACACACUACGGUCCACUUUGUUCGACGGGUGUUUGA